This is a messenger RNA of Acipenser ruthenus (sterlet), 5498 nucleotides long. RefSeq names its product receptor-type tyrosine-protein phosphatase mu-like. Gene Ontology annotation, cellular component: membrane. Bases 283 to 4779 code for a protein of 1498 amino acids. Gene Ontology annotation, molecular function: protein tyrosine phosphatase activity; protein binding. The record is from RefSeq and is a predicted model, not a curated record. Lineage: Eukaryota; Metazoa; Chordata; Actinopteri; Acipenseriformes; Acipenseridae. Gene Ontology annotation, biological process: protein dephosphorylation. The transcript is spliced from 34 exons.
CCCUCUGCUGGUGAGAGCUGGUCUCUCGCUUUCUUUGAGAGCCCAGUGACGUCAGAGCUCCCUGGCAGCCAGUAAGUCAGACCAGAGAGUGGAGCUGCUAGAAAGAGACACAAGUAAGUAGUGAGAGAGACAGGGAGAGUUCGUGUAAGGUACCCGGCGAGCAACUGCAAAGGGGGUGGGAUAUUUUUUUUAGUAUCCCAAAGAGAUUUUUUUUUUUUAGUAUCCCAGAGAGAAGGAGACUAUCGUGCACCUUACCCCGGGACUAGGGGGGAAAUAAACAAAAUGGAUAGAGUUAUAACUUAUUUCGUUGCUGCGGUCAGUAUUUUGGUCUCAGUUAGAGGACAAGUAUAUAAAGGUGACUGCAACUUUGAUGAAUCAUACACGACUUGCGGAUAUAGCCAAGCCAAAGAUGAUGACCUUGACUGGGAGCAAGUGAACACCAAGGUGAAACCAUCCUCAGAUCCAUGGAUGCCAUCAGGUUCAACCUUCAUGAUGGUGAACACCUCCGGGAAGUUUUCGGGGCAGAAAUCACAACUCAUGAUGCCACAGCUAAAAGAAAAUGACACCCACUGUAUAAUCUUCAAGUACUAUGUGUCAGGCAGAGAUGGGGUGAACCCAGGUCUACUGAAUGUUUAUGUGAAGGCUAACAACGGUCCUCUGGGGAGUCCAAUCUGGAAUAUGUCUGGAGUUGCAACAAGGACUUGGAACCAGGUAGAGCUGGCUAUUAGCACAUUCUGGCCCAGUUUCUAUCAGGUUGUGUUUGAAGUAGUCACAUCAGGACAACAUGGAUACUUGGCAAUUGAUGACGUGAUCCUCCAGGGGCAUCAAUGCAUAAACACCCCUCACUUCCUGCAUAUAAAGGGCGUGGAGGUCAAUGCUGGGCAAACAGCUACUUUCCAGUGUUCAGCUAACGGACAGCCCAAAGACAGCUACAGGCUCUGGUUACAGGGAAUUGCUGGGCAGGAAGCUCCAAUGAAGGACAUCAAGCCAUUGAACACACGUCGUUUCCUAGCUACAUUUAAUGUAGUGAACACAACUAAGCAAGACACAGGGAGCUAUCGCUGUUUAAUUCACUCACAAAAAGGAGUUGGAUUGUCGAAUUAUGCUGAACUGGUUGUAAGACAGCCACCCGUUCCAAUUGCCCCACCUCAGCUCACAGCCGUCGGGGCAACGUACCUGUGGAUCCAGCUCAAUGCAAACUCCAUCAACGGAGAUGGCCCGAUCACACAGAGGGAAGUGGAGUAUCGCACCUUGUCUGGGAGCCUGAUCGACAACCAGCCGGUAGACAAGAGUACACAUAAAAUCGGACACCUGGAUCCAGAUACGGAAUAUGAAAUUAGCGUUCUUCUUACACGACCUCUGGAAGGAGGCACCGGAGCCCCAGGACCUGCUCUUAGAGCCAGGACAAAAUGUGCCGAUCCCAUGCAUGGUCCACAGAAGCUGGAAGUGGUGGAUAUAAAGUCCAAGCAAAUCACCGUCCGCUGGGAACCUUUUGGGUACAACGUGACCCGCUGCAGCAGCUACAACCUCACUGUCCACUAUCGCUACCAGGUGGGAACAAAAGAGGAGGUCAGGGAAGAAGUGUGCUAUGAAACAAACAGCCACUUCCCACAGCACACCAUCAGGGAGCUGUCUCCCUACACCAAUGUCAGCGUUAAGCUGGUGCUCAUGAACCCUGAGGGCAGGAAGGAGAGCCAGGAAUUGGGGGUCCUGACUGAUGAAGAUGUGCCUGGUGAAGUGCCUCUAGAAUCUAUCCAGGGAAGCACGUUUGAAGAAAAGAUAUAUCUGCAGUGGAGAGAGCCAGCUCAGACUUAUGGCAUUAUCACACUCUAUGAGAUCUCCUACAAGGCCGUCAGCUCCUUUGACCCUGAAUUCGACUUGUCUAACCAAAGUGGCAAAGUGUUUAAAAACGGGAACGAGACACACUAUCUGUUUGUGGGCCUGUACCCCGGAUCAACAUACUCUUUUACUGUCAGAGCCAGCACUGCCAAAGGCUACGGGCCACCCACCAUCACCCAGUUCACUACUAAGAUAUCAGCUCCCUGUAUGCCAGCCUAUGAUCAGGAGACACCUUUGAAUCAGACUGACAGCACAGUGACAGUGGUGCUUAAACCAGCGCAGAGCAGAGGGGCGCCUGUCAGUGUCUACCAGGUCGUAGUUGAAGAGGAACGUCCUCGGAGAGCCAAAAAAGCAGCUGAAAUUCUGAGGUGCUACCCAGUGCCAGUCCACUUCCAGAACGCCUCUAUUUUAAAUUCUCAGUAUUACUUUUCUGCUGAGUUUCCAGCAAGUGGCAUUCAGUCCUCCCUCCCAUUCACUGUUGGAAACAAUAAAACCUACAACGGAUAUUGGAAUGUCCCUCUUCUGCCUCACAAAAGCUACAGCAUUUACUAUCAGGCUGUAAGCACAGCAAAUGGGGAAACCAAAAUCGACUGCGUCAGAGUUGCCACCAAAGCUGCGAUAAUCGUGACUCAGCUUACAACACCAUACAUUCGCAUCGUCCCUGCUGCUGGCGACAACCAACUAACAGGUACUGCCACUCGGAAACCUGAUGCAGUGGAACCAGAGAAACAGACCGACCACACUGUGAAGAUAGCAGGAGUCAUCGCUGGCAUUCUCCUCUUUGUCAUUAUCUUCCUGGGGGUCAUCCUGGUCCUGAAGAAAAGAAGAAGCUAUCACUCCUACACUUAUUACCUAAAACUUGCCAAGAAACGCAAAGAGACGCUAAGCAGCACACGGCAAGAGAUGACUGUGAUGGUGAACUCUAUGGACAAAAGCUACACUGAACAGGGGACAAACUGUGAUGAAGCAUUCUCCUUCAUGGACACCCACAACCUCAAUGGAAGAUCUGUAUCAUCACCAUCUUCAUUUACAAUGAAGACCAAUACGCUCAGCACAACGGUGCCAACUUCCUACUACCCAGAUCCCUUUGUGCCAACUGCAAUUUUAGAUGAAAACCACACACUAGUGAGCGACACAAGCAGCCUGGUCCAGUCGCACUCCUACAAGAAGAGGGAACCUGUCGAUGUGCCGUACCAAACAGGGCAGCUUCACCCAGCCAUACGAGUAGCUGACCUGCUGCAGCACAUCACCCAGAUGAAAUGUGCCGAGGGCUACGGGUUCAAAGAGGAGUACGAGAGUUUCUUUGAAGGACAGUCUGCACCAUGGGAAUCUGCAAAGAAAGAUGAAAACAGAAUGAAGAACAGAUAUGGGAAUAUCAUUGCAUAUGAUCAUUCUCGUGUCCGGCUCCUGCCCCUCGAGGGAGAGCAAAAUUCAGAUUACAUUAAUGCAAGUUUUAUUGAUGGCUAUCACAGACCAAAUCAUUACAUUUCAACACAAGGGCCAAUGCAGGAAACAGUGUAUGAUUUCUGGAGAAUGGUGUGGCAGGAAAAUACAGCCAGUAUCGUCAUGGUGACGAAUCUUGUGGAAGUGGGACGGGUAAAGUGCUUCAAAUACUGGCCUGAUGAUACAGAGAUCUACCGAGAUAUGAAAGUGACUCUCAUAGAAACAGAGCUGCUGUCUGAAUAUGUCAUACGAACGUUUGCAGUUGAAAAGAGAGGAGCCCAUGAAAUCAGAGAGAUCAGAGGGUUCCACUUCACGGGCUGGCCAGACCAUGGUGUCCCCUAUCAUGCCACAGGUCUGCUGGGGUUUGUACGAAGAGUCAAGUCCAAGAGCCCAGCUAAUGCAGGUCCCAUGGUCGUACACUGCAGUGCCGGAGCAGGCCGGACAGGCUGCUUUAUUGUCAUUGAUAUCAUGCUGGAUAUGGCAGAAAGAGAGGGAGUGGUGGACAUCUACAACUGUGUGCGAGAGCUUCGAUCACGGAGAGUGAACAUGGUCCAGACAGAGGAACAGUAUGUGUUUAUCCAUGAUGCCAUUCUAGAAGCCUGCCUUUGUGGAGACACCACCAUCCCAGCCUCUCAGCUCAGGUCUGUUUACUACGAGAUGAACAGGCUGGACCCACAGACCAACUCCAGCCAAAUCAAAGAGGAAUUCAGAACACUGAAUAUGGUCACCCCAACUUUACGAGUGGAGGACUGCAGCAUAGCCCUUCUCCCCCGAAACCAUGAGAAGAACCGCUGUAUGGAUGUCUUGCCCCCAGACAGAUGUCUCCCCUUCCUCAUCACCAUAGAUGGAGAAAGCAGCAAUUACAUUAAUGCAGCACUUAUGGAUAGCUACAAGCAACCAUCAGCAUUCAUUGUUACUCAACAUCCUCUGCCAAACACAGUGAAAGAUUUCUGGAGACUUGUUUUAGACUACCACUGUACAUCAAUAGUAAUGCUAAAUGAUGUGGAUCCGGCACAGCUCUGCCCUCAGUACUGGCCUGAAAAUGGUGUGCACAGACAUGGACUCAUCCAAGUGGAAUUUGUAUCAGCUGACCUAGAAGAAGAUAUCAUUAGCCGCAUAUUCAGAAUUUACAAUGCAGCAAGACCUCAGGACGGGUACAGGAUGGUACAGCAGUUCCAGUUCCUGGGCUGGCCCAUGUACAGAGACACGCCUGUGUCGAAGCGCUCUUUCUUGAAGCUCAUUCGCCAGGUUGAGAAGUGGCAGGAGGAGUAUGAUGGUGGGGAGGGGCGGACCGUCGUACAUUGCCUGAACGGUGGGGGCCGCAGUGGGGCAUUCUGUGCAAUCAGCAUUGUCUGUGAGAUGCUACAGCACCAACGUGCAGUCGAUGUUUUCCAUGCAGUAAAAACACUGAGAAACAACAAGCCCAAUAUGGUGGACUUACUGGAUCAAUACAAGUUCUGCUACGAAGUAGCUUUGGAAUACUUGAAUUUGGGGUAGUGUUUAUCUUGAAUAGUUAAUGCUAACCUUGCCACACAUACAUGAACUAAAAUCAGAGAGGAACGAACAUUUGCAAAAAUUACCGCAGGUCAACCUAUACAGCAAGGGAUGGUUGAACACUAUUACUGCUCAAGCUUCUGAUCAACCGUCCACCACAGCUGGAAAAAUGAAGGAGCACAGUAAUGUUCUUGCAGUAAAUGUGUUUAAGUAUUUUUUAUUACCUUCUUGCCUGUGAUCCUUGGUUGUUGCCUUUAUCCUUGUUGGAUGGUAAGUGUCAUUUCCGUUUUGUGGGGAAUGCAGUAUAGAGUAAUCAUAACAUUUUAAUUUCCUUGUUAUGUUUGUAAUCUAACACAAAGCAGUAUGACGUAUAUAUGUAGCUAUUGAUUAACUAAACUGGCAUUAAAUACUAAAUGUUAAUUUGUUGUGUUGUAUUUGCUACAGGUAUUGUACAUUUGGCAGCAUCAGUGCAAUUCAGAAGCAAGCUCAAAAACACUAAUGUCUGAAUAAAAGGAUCCAAAGCUUUUUUUCCCCCAUUUGUUUUUAUAUUGUAAAUAUUUUCAAGUUCAUCAAUUAUUUAUUCAUGGAGUCUUUUUUUGUGAAGCACAGUGAGUGACAAUCAUUAUUUUACUGAAACCCAAUUUAUUGUUGACCAGAUUAUAUUGUUAGCCUUUGUUUAUCUUGUAUGAAUUAACAGCUCAAUAAAAUGUAUCUCAGUCUUG